UAAGAGUAGUUGUAUAAAAUAUGCAAAGUAAAACUGGGAUAAUUAUAUGACAAAAUCAAAGUAACUACCUAAUGUAAUUUAGGUAGGUAUUGCCUCCUGAAGUGAAUACUAUUUUUUCUGAUGGCUGAUCCCACUUUAGUUUAUCCCUACAGAACUUCCUACAAUUGAAGCAGUUAAAAGACUCAACAUGAGUAGUCAAAGGGGAAAUCUUAACAGAUCCAGGGGACAAAAGCAUCAAAAUGCCACAGUUUUUAAAAACAACAAAUACGACAAGAGCAAAAGGACAAAACAAAUUAAUGACUUGGAGGUAGCAGAGGUGUGCAAAAGAUGUCAAGAUGUGAUCGCAUGGAAAAUCAAGUACAAGAAAUAUAAGCUACUCUCUCAGCCAAAAACUUGUACAAAAUGUCACCUAAAGAAAAUUAAGGAUUCCUAUCAUAUUAUAUGCCUUGACUGUGCCAAAGCUUUGGAGAUCUGCUGUAAGUGUGGGAAAAAGGAAGAAAUUGUUGCUCAUAAAUCUCCAUCAGACAAGGAGAAAUUACAAACCAUGGCUCAGCUUGAGGCAGAAGUAAAGGCACUUUCAGAACGAAAACGUCGUGCUUAUUAUAGGUAUAUGGAUAAAUUGAGUGGUAAAAAGAAAAAGAAGAAACCUACUAUGACCGAGUCCUCAGAAGAAGGAAAAGAAGGAGACAGCCUUGAGAGUGCUGAUCAGAAGGAAGAUGAGAACGAAGAAGUUCCGGUAUCCCUGGAAGAAUAUUUCAGAAAUGCCCGUGAAAAAUUAGAAGAGCUCCAGAAGAAGAUGGAAGAAGAUAUUUUCGAUGACUUUGAUGACUUAGAUAUCUGCGGAUCAUCAGAAGAUGAAUUUGAUGAUGUUGACGAUGAUGAGGAUGAUGAUGACUGUGAUAGUGAGUCUGACCAUGAAAGAGCUAACAAUAGUUGAUGAAGAUGUAUGUCUGACAUUACUAAAAAUAUUAAUGGUAGAUGCGUAUAUUAGUCUUUGCAGCACUCAGAAGAGAUAUUGUUUUAUCCUUACUCUGAUCCCAGUAUAUACGUAUUUGUUAUUUCAGAAUUAGGCAUCUUAUGAACUGAGUUCCAUCUUCUUCCUUAUCAACAUCAAAGGGUGGGGAUUCCAAGGAUCAGUAGACUUCAAUUAGCUCAUGUAAUUUAUUUGGGCUUUCAUCUUGGUAGUAGCAGUAGUUUAGACUUUUGUUUUUUUAUAUUUGCGUAGUGUGGUUAAAGAGAUGAAGAUGUGACAUGUCAGGCUAACUUAAUGUUGUUAAUUAGGCCUUUCUGAGAAUGUUCAGGCUACAUUUCCUUUUGGUAUGCUUAGCUCUGUAAUGAACAUAACCGGUAAACAGAGUGACAGAACAAUAUUUCAUAUUGUUUUGUUGCGUUAAAACGUCCUUUUGUUGCGUAGUACAUAGUUUAUUAUUUUAUUUUAUAGAAUCAUUAUCAUGUUUGUUGGAGACUGAUAUUGAAACAUUUACCAUGUUAUUACUAAUAAUGCAUCAAACAGUGUGCAGCACAUUAUUCACCAUACUUUCAAUUUACUACAUGCAUUUGGUCACUGCCUCAGCUUUCAAGGUGCCAAAAUUACUCACAGUGUGACUAAUUUUUCUCCCCUUCUUUACCCUUCUUUUCUGUUCAUUGUCUUUAGUAUUAUUUUCCAAUGUAUUGUUCAAACCCACAAAGAUUUGGAAGCAAAGGAGAAAGGAAACAAAAAAAUAUUUUAAUUGUAGUUAGUGCUUCUUAAUAAAUUUUCUCUGAAUUCAAUAAGAAACUGAA
This is a messenger RNA of Macrobrachium nipponense, 1782 nucleotides long. RefSeq lists its product as uncharacterized. The transcript is spliced from 6 exons. Lineage: Eukaryota; Metazoa; Arthropoda; Malacostraca; Decapoda; Palaemonidae. The record is from RefSeq and is a predicted model, not a curated record. The coding region runs from base 188 to 937 and encodes 249 amino acids.